UCCGCAUCACUUGGUAAUCGUGACAUAGACCAACAUCAAAGCAGAUCGAUCACCUAAGGACGCGACAGCGAAUCUAACAUGACACAGCACGCCCCUGAUGCCUCCAUGGCCUCCUGGACUAACACCAUCUACAACCUCAACCGCGGCUGCGUUGACGACGAGCUCGAGCGCCUCGCCUAUAACCACUUCAACAUCUGGACCCCUCUCACCAUCGACCUCCUCCCGCCUCAUAUCCUCUCGUCCCUCCAGUCCCAGGACCGCCCCCGGAUCGCCGAUGUCGCAACGGGCAGCGGCGUCUGGCUGACCUCCCUCGUCGAAGACCUCCCGCCGCACUCGGAGCUGUUCGGCUUCGACCUCGACAAGUUCAAGUUCCCGCCGCGCCCGCCGACGCCGCCGAUCCCGCCGCCGCCCUCAUCCCCGCCCCUGCGGCCGGAGCAGCCGCGGCUGGACUUCCUGGAGCAAAACGUGCUAGAGCCGUUCCCCCCAGAGCUACAGGGCACCUUCGAUCUCGUCCACGUGAGGCUACUCGCGCUAGGGUUGAAGGCUGGGGAUUGGGACGCGGUCCUGGCGAACCUGUACGACCUCUUGAAGCCGGGCGGCUGGCUUCUGUGGGAGGACACGGGAGAUGUGUUCAUCAGGGCGUUCCCGCCGAGCAGGGCGUACGAGGAGUUCUGGUGGGCUUGCGUGAAGCACGACGCGAGGGUCGGACGGGACAGUCUGAUGCCCGCGGCUCUCUUGAAGAAGCUCCGGGGCCUCGGCUUCCGGAACUGCGAGCAAAGAGUAUGGAGCUCGUGGGCGGCGGACGAGUCGAUCCAGCAAAAGGCGUCGACGGCGCUCGUCCGGCUGGUCAAGCCGGCGUUAGCAGCGGUGGUCGAGGACGGCGGUGAGGAGACGGUUCAGACGAUGGAAGACGUCAGUCGCAUCGAGAGGGAGAUGGAACAGGAUAUCGACCAGAACGGCGUCCGGAUCGGGUUCGAUUACUUUUGGAACUGGGGACAACGGCCGUCAUGAAGUCCCCCCCUUUUUUUUCUUCUUCUUUUCUUUUGCUCAGUCGUGCGAUUUAACGAUGCAGAAUCCGUCACAAGACGUAGGAUAGCUAAUUUGUAUACAAUUUCUUUCACAGUGGUGCUGUUUCUAUCCAAGCUCAUGGACAAGGCCUCAUCAUGAGCUUCCAGGUGGUGGAAUACGUCU
Colletotrichum destructivum is the source of this 1191-nucleotide messenger RNA. RefSeq names its product Putative S-adenosyl-L-methionine-dependent methyltransferase superfamily. Lineage: Eukaryota; Fungi; Ascomycota; Sordariomycetes; Glomerellales; Glomerellaceae. The record is from RefSeq and is a predicted model, not a curated record. The transcript is spliced from 2 exons. Bases 79 to 1011 code for a protein of 310 amino acids.